AGAGACAAAGAAGCGCGCGAAAAGGAUACUGAAAUUAAGUGAAGAAAGAAAAAGUAUAGCUAACAAAUCAACGGUUUGUUACCGCCUGUCUCGCCAACCCCAUGGCUUUCCCUCCAUUCAAACUAAACUAAACAAUCUUUUAUUUUCAACACAUCCUAAUCACUACCAAAUCAUCACCUUCCUUCAAAUCCAAUCUUAAACGAUCCCUCUCCAAUCUUUUUUCAUUCGUUAAAUCCAUCAAUUUCUUGUUUUUGAACAUUAAAAAUCAUUUGCGUUCCGAGCCAAAAAUGGGAGUCGUCAAAUAUUUCAUUUAGCACGAUCAAAUGAAGAAAAUAUUUUGGUGCAUUGUCUCUGUAAUGACGAAAGAAGUACUAAAAUUCUGCAUAUGGUACAAAAUUGAUUGGAGAAAACUGGCUAUAGCCAGUACAAUCAUGACAAUUUUAGGCAUUUUGAUUCCGGCGUUUGUAUUACCUCCUCUGAACACGUGGUUUACUCCUUUACAAGUAACAAUUCCGUCUUCUCACAUAACCGUGAACGGCGGCAUGCAAUUGAAAGAGACUGUGACUAAUGCGAGACUCGAUGAAGAGCCUCCUAUUCUUCCGAUUGCGCCUAUUCUGUCAGUUAAUUCCACAACUGAUACUGUUCUUUCAGUGGAUUCUGGAAAAUUUGCUUCUAAUGAAACUAAAUUUAGGGUUUCUCGAAAGAAAAAUCCUGUACCUAGAAGGAGAAGAAAGAGGAAUAAUAAUAAGUUUAACGAUGAUGCGAAAGUUGUACCUCCUGUGCCGCCUCGGACUUCUGUAUCUCGUCAGUUGCAGAGAUACGUUUGGUCCUUGUCACCAAAGGAUGCGGUGUUGUAUGCUAGAAAAGAAAUUGAGAAUGCCCCACUGGUUAGUGACGAUCCUUAUCUGUAUGCUCCUAUAUUUCGGAACAUUUCAGUUUUCAAGAGGAGCUAUGAGUUGAUGGAACUGAUACUUAAAGUUUAUAUCUAUCCUGGCGGGAAGAGGCCAAUAUUCCAUGUACCCCAUCUGAGUGGAAUUUAUGCUUCCGAAGGAUGGUUUAUGAAAUUCAUGGAGGAAAACAGACAGUUUGUUACAAAAGAUCCAGAGAAGGCUCACUUGUUUUAUCUACCGUAUAGUGCACGCCAAUUGCAGACGGCACUUUAUGUGCCCAACUCUCAUAACCUUAGGCCACUGUCAAUCUUCAUGAGAGAUUAUGCAAAUAUGCUUGCUGAAAAGUAUCCUUUCUGGAACCGCACACGCGGGAGGGAUCAUUUUCUUGUCGCCUGCCAUGACUGGGGUCCAUACACUUUGACCAUGCACAAGGAACUAACAAAAAAUACAAUAAAAGCUCUAUGCAAUGCUGAUGCAUCUGAAGGUAUUUUCGAUCCUAGCAAGGACGUUUCCCUUCCUGAAACAACAAUAAGGACUCCUAGGAGACCUCUUAAAAAUGUUGGUGGAGGAAUAAGAGUAUCACAGCGUCCAAUCCUUGCUUUCUUUGCUGGAAACAUGCACGGUAGGGUCCGUCCAAUUCUUCUUAAACACUGGCUAAACAAAGAUGAAGACAUGAAAAUAUAUGGUCCUUUACCAGGUAGAAUAUCACGAAAGAUGAGUUAUGUUCAACAUAUGAAAUCUAGUCGAUACUGUAUAUGUCCGAUGGGGCAUGAAGUGAAUAGCCCUCGAAUUGUUGAGGCAAUUUAUUACGAAUGUGUUCCAGUUAUCAUUGCAGAUAAUUUUGCUCUUCCUUUCAGUGAUGUAUUAGACUGGAACGCCUUUUCUAUCGUUGUGGCUGAGAAGGAUAUUCCGAAACUGAAGGAGAUUCUAGUGGCUGUUCCGUUAAAAAGGUACCUGACAAUGCUGACUAAUUUAAAGAUGCUGCAGAGACAUUUUCUUUGGAAUCCAAGGCCGCUCAGAUACGAUUUAUUCCACAUGAUUCUGCAUUCCAUCUGGUUUAGCAGGAUUAACCAGGUUCAAAUUUCAGAGUCCAAGUAAUCAAUAUUCAUUACAGUACAUCACUAGCAAAGAAUAGUUGUCUUCUCCGUGAACUGAAUAGAAUGAAGAUUAUGUCGGGGCAGGUGAGACUAUGACCACUAUAUGAAUAUCAUUUGUUUGAUGCGCUGGGGUUGGUUCGAUUUACAGACGAGAUAUAUUUCGCAUCAUCUUCAGUUUCAAACGACGGUUGGUUUCAACUUCUUUGCCUCAAUUUGAAUAAGUUCAAAACUGAGGCUGCUGCAAGCACACAUGAUUACUGUUUUUUUUCUGAAUAGCGAACAAAAUACUUGUGAUUGCUGACGACAGCAGCCUUGGCCGCGAGUUGUCACAAUGAUCGCACCGGGGUCUGUUUCUUGCUUCAAUUUUCUUCCAACGUAGCAAGUACUGCUGCAUCCAUUGACCAGCAAGUAUUGAGUAUGGAGAUUUUAUUUGUAUAUACUAAUGAUGUGAACACACAGGAAUUCAACACAGAUACAUUUAACUCAUGAAGCUAUUCAGGCAUAGAAAUAUGCUAGGUAAAUAUGGUCGAUUGCAUUCUAAUUGAAUGAUAUUAUUUGAAUAUUUUGUUUA
This is a messenger RNA of Mercurialis annua (annual mercury), 2558 nucleotides long. Its product is annotated as probable glycosyltransferase At3g07620. NCBI's taxonomy places the organism in Eukaryota, Viridiplantae, Streptophyta, Magnoliopsida, Malpighiales, Euphorbiaceae. The record is from RefSeq and is a predicted model, not a curated record. The transcript is spliced from 4 exons. Gene Ontology annotation, molecular function: glycosyltransferase activity. Bases 324 to 1988 code for a protein of 554 amino acids.